ACAGUGAUCCCCUCUUUGGAAUGACCACUUUGACAGAUCAGGGGAUGGGCCAAUAAGAGAGAGAGUGCAUGGAAGAGGGGGAUAAUGAAAGAGAGAGAUAGCAAGAGAAGGAGAUCAGGGAGGGUAAGAGCUUGCAGUGGAGGUGUUGAGACAAAAGGACAGGUACUAUUCUACUGGUGAGGAGAAAGACUAGUCAGUUGACAGAGACAGACAGGCAGAUAGAAAGCACAGAGCAAGUUAACCUCAGAUGUGUUUUUAGUGUUGGAUUCAAAGACUAUUAUCAUCAUCAAACCACUCUGGAACAAAAAAAACGGUCAAGAGGAAACCAACAUCUAACCAAGAAAAUAUCUACAGUAUUCUCUACAACAGAAGACUGGAAAGAGAGCUGCUAUACUUGUAAAGACCGCACAGAGAGUAUUUCAUCGUUUUUAUUCAUCAGCCCAGUAACUGACCAUCAUGACACAUCAGGUCAGCCGCUCUCCGUUCCUCAAGCCCUUCUACACGAGGACCCCGGUUGGUGGGGUCAUUCCGCGAACCCAGAGACGCCACACGCUCCCCGCCAGCGAGUUCAGAAACCUGACCCCACAGGACGCCAUCAGCGUGUUCGAGAUCGAGAGAGAAGCAUUCGUCUCUGUGUCUGGYGAGUGUCCACUCACUCUUGACGAGGUGCUGAACUUCCUAAGUCAGUGUCCGGAGCUCUCCCUGGGCUGGUUUGAAGAGGGCCAGCUGGUGGCGUUCAUCAUCGGCUCAGGCUGGGGCAAAGAGAGACUGGAGCAGGAGGCCAUGACCCAGCAUAUCCCAGAAACCUCAGCAGUGCACAUCCAUGUGCUGUCUGUGCACCGCCACGCUCGCCAGCAGGGUAAAGGUUCCAUCCUGCUGUGGCGCUACCUGCAGUACCUGCGAUGUGUGCCAGGCCUCCGGAGGGCCCUGCUGGCCUGUGAGGAGUUCCUGGUUCCCUUCUACCAGAAGGCAGGCUUCAAGGAAAAGGGGCCUUCUGCCAUCACCGUGCCCAACCUCACCUUCCAGGAGAUGGAGUACCAUAUCGGCGGAGCGGCCUACGCACGGCGGAACAGCGGCUGCUAGUCACUGCCGGCCGUCACCGCCCCGCUCAUAAUCACAUCAACCCUAGCACUGGAACUCAUCCACCAUGUAAACAUAGACUGUGGUCAUCGCAGUUGACCGUCCAGACCACACUAUAGCAGACAGACAGAUCCAAGCACCAACCUGGUC
Messenger RNA from Salvelinus sp. IW2-2015, 1230 nucleotides. RefSeq names its product arylalkylamine N-acetyltransferase 2 (gene aanat2). The record is from RefSeq and is a predicted model, not a curated record. Gene Ontology annotation, biological process: response to light stimulus; circadian rhythm. Gene Ontology annotation, cellular component: cytoplasm. Gene Ontology annotation, molecular function: aralkylamine N-acetyltransferase activity. NCBI's taxonomy places the organism in Eukaryota, Metazoa, Chordata, Actinopteri, Salmoniformes, Salmonidae.